This is a messenger RNA of Cloeon dipterum, 1466 nucleotides long. RefSeq names its product 26S proteasome regulatory subunit Rpt1 (gene Rpt1). Gene Ontology annotation, molecular function: ATP binding; proteasome-activating activity; ATP hydrolysis activity. Lineage: Eukaryota; Metazoa; Arthropoda; Insecta; Ephemeroptera; Baetidae. Gene Ontology annotation, biological process: proteasome-mediated ubiquitin-dependent protein catabolic process. The transcript has 6 exons. Gene Ontology annotation, cellular component: proteasome regulatory particle, base subcomplex. The coding region runs from base 98 to 1402 and encodes 434 amino acids. The record is from RefSeq and is a predicted model, not a curated record.
UUCAACCAAUUCAUGCACAAUUUUUGUAGUUGUCAUUCCGAGGACUGCGAAUAUUAUUAACAUUUAAACAAAUAUUGGCCUUUUAAAUUUUUGAAAAAUGCCGGACUACUUGGGAGGUGAUAUGAGAAAGGUGAAGGAAGAAGAAAAGGAGGAAGAGAAAGAAGUAAAAGCACUUGACGAAGCAGACAUUGCCCUCCUUAAGAGCUACGGCCAGGGGCAGUAUACCAAGAGCAUCAAGACUGUGGAAGCAGACACUCAAGCCACCAUCAAGAGGGUCAAUGAAUUGAGUGGAAUCAAAGAGUCUGACACUGGCCUUGCUCCUCCAGCACUCUGGGACUUGGCAGCUGACAAGCAAACCCUGCAGAAUGAGCAGCCUUUGCAGGUGGCACGAUGCACGAAAAUCAUCAAUGCCGACUCUGACGACCCAAAAUACAUUAUCAACGUCAAGCAAUUUGCAAAGUUUGUUGUUGACCUUGCGGAUACUGUCGCUCCCACUGACAUCGAAGAGGGAAUGCGAGUUGGCGUUGAUCGCAACAAAUACCAGAUCCACAUUCCUCUGCCACCUAAAAUUGACCCCACAGUUACGAUGAUGCAAGUCGAGGAAAAGCCUGAUGUCACCUACAGCGAUGUUGGUGGCUGCAAAGAACAAAUCGACAAGCUACGAGAAGUCGUGGAGACUCCUCUUCUCCACCCUGAGAAGUUCGUCAACCUUGGAAUUGAGCCUCCGAAGGGUGUGUUGUUGUUUGGACCUCCUGGCACUGGCAAAACGUUGUGCGCUAGGGCUGUAGCUAACAGAACGGACGCCUGCUUCAUUCGUGUAAUUGGGUCUGAACUUGUGCAGAAGUAUGUUGGCGAGGGAGCCAGGAUGGUACGAGAGCUUUUUGAAAUGGCCAGGAGCAAAAAGGCAUGUUUGAUCUUCUUUGACGAAAUCGACGCCAUUGGAGGCGCCAGAUUUGAUGAUGGAGCAGGCGGUGACAAUGAAGUGCAGAGAACUAUGCUGGAAUUGAUCAACCAGCUGGACGGUUUCGACCCCAGAGGUAACAUCAAGGUCCUCAUGGCUACAAACCGACCGGACACCCUUGACCCUGCCCUCAUGCGGCCUGGCCGUCUUGACCGCAAGGUGGAAUUUGGUCUGCCUGAUAUGGAGGGAAGAACUCACAUUUUCAAAAUUCACGCUCGUUCCAUGAGUGUGGAGCGAGAUAUCAGAUUUGAAUUGCUCGCACGUCUAUGUCCCAACAGCACAGGUGCUGAAAUUAGGUCUGUGUGCACUGAGGCUGGAAUGUUUGCCAUCCGUGCCCGCCGCAAGGUUGCAACUGAGAAAGAUUUCUUGGAGGCUGUAAACAAAGUCAUCAAGUCUUACGCCAAGUUCUCCGCCACCCCGAGAUAUAUGACUUACAACUAAGCUGCUUUAAGUGGCAAUAUUUCGUGUUAUUUUGAUUAAUAAAAUUAAGGCUUAAAUUUAAAAA